AUGGCGCAACCGAAGUUAAGUGAGGACGUGUAUAACGUCAAAAAUGGUGAUAAUGCCGUUUCAAAAGAGACAGUUUACCUUGAAGAAACGUUUUAUAUUCGUUUAAAAAAGAAAACACCAUUUCGCGUGAGAUUAACCUCUAACAGAUUGUCUUUAAUAAAAGACGAUUCAUCGAAAGAACAGACGAUACCCUUGCAGGACAUUAUUGGAAGUAAAUGUAUGAGAAGCAAAAGACGGCGGGUUGGCGCUGGUUCUUGUGUUUGCAGGUCAUUUGUGGGUAAACCACCACUGAAAGUGGUUGAUGAGGAUAGCGGUGACCUUGAUGAAAAUGAUAUAAGUGCAUAUCUUUAUAUUUACGCUUAUAAUUUAAAGCGCAGCCGCCGUUCUCUUAAGCGAGAGCGGACAACAAUAACAUUGCAGUUUCGAUCGUAUGAUAAAUAUGAAGAUAAUAACAGAGAAGCGCAAAGGUGGAGAAAUACAAUUAAAUGUUUGAUAGCAAACGAGCCGAUAACAAAUGUGGUGCCGCAAAACGAUAAGAAACUUUUAAUACUUAUAAAUCCGAAAUCCGGUUCAGGUAAGGCCGUUGAACUAUUUCAAACUAAGGUUGCGACUAUCUUGAACGAAGCUGAGAUACCUUACUACCUUCGUGUGACUGAAAGUGCUCAAUAUGCUCGUGAUUAUAUUCGCACGAGGGAUGUUUAUUGCUGGCGCGGUGUUGUAGCGGUGGGCGGUGAUGGCGUCUUGUUUGAAAUUUUAAAUGGCAUGUUUGAACGACUUGAUUGGCAACAGGCUCUCGCUGAAGUUCCUUUGGCUAUCAUUCCAUGUGGCUCUGGAAAUGGCCUGGCAAGGACCAUAUGUCACCACUAUAAUGAACCGUAUAUAACUCACAACCUCACUGGACUCUCAAUGGCCUUAGUGAGAGGGAAAACAGCAAACAUGGACGUCGUCCGAGUUGAAACUAAGUCUAAAAUAAUGUAUUCCUUUUUAUCUGUCGGCUGGGGUCUGCUUGCGGACAUCGACAUAGAAAGCGAAAAAUUAAGAGUGAUCGGUGGCCAAAGAUUUACCCUUUGGGCAUUAGCUAGAUUGAUCGGAUUGAGGAAGUACAAAGGCGUCAUACACUACGCAAGAAUAAAAGAUGUGAGCAAUCUGCCAAAACCUAAACUACCGCUCACAAUAAGUCACAGUGUAAGCCACGACGGCGAAUUGGAUUCCCCCGACACGGAAGACUUCGUCGAUUGUUACGAGAACACAGAGACAUUGACGAAUGUCGUGAACGGUAAGCGACAUAAGCGGGUCGAUUCGUGGCAUUCGACUAAUUCAAGGCGGAGUACAUUCUACAGCACGAGGGGAUCGGAAUAUCAUAGCGUGACGAGCAGCGGGUCGGAGAUGAGAUCUCCGGUACACGCGUGCAUGCACGGCCCAGCAUCACAUCUACCGUCACUAAUGUCCCAAUUACCAUCCCACUGGGAGCGUGAGGAAGGCGAAUUCGUAAUGGCCUACGUUUCCUAUCAAGCAUACAUCGGGGAAGAUUUAUUAUUCGCCCCGCGUUCCCAGCUGUCCGACGGGGUCAUGUGGCUGCUGAUUAUUAAAGCGGGAAUAACGAGAUCUCAAAUAUUCUCGUUCCUCAUGGGAAUGAGCCACGGCAGCCACUCAGAAAUAAACGGUGAAUAUAUCAAAAUGAUACCAGUUAGUGCAUUCAGAUUAGUACCAGAAGGCCCGAAUGGUUACAUAACUGUUGAUGGAGAACUGGUCGAAUAUGGACCUAUUCAGGCCGAAAUAUUCCCAAAUAUAGUAAAUUUAUUAGUACCUAAUAAUAAUCUUUAG
Molecule: messenger RNA, 1824 nt
Organism: Danaus chrysippus (African queen)
Lineage: Eukaryota; Metazoa; Arthropoda; Insecta; Lepidoptera; Nymphalidae
Source: the annotation of a GenBank genome assembly